AAACAAAAAAAAAAAAAGUCCAUCGCGACUCCAUCUUGCUCGUGAUUAUCAGCAAAAGGACACAUCCUAAUCAUCACUGCCAAUACAGACAGUUGCCCACCAGUCUCAUUAAAUCGAAACCAACAUCAGGUCGACAAUUUACACCUCUUAUCCGAGACUUGGACGCACGAGCAGCGUCGGCACUAUCGCUCUGGGCGAAUAGUCGCAGUCAGGAUUGCCUCAUUGACUCCUGGUUUCCACUCGAUCAACAAUGUCAGACGUCGAGUCAGAGACAGCCGGGUCGCCUCGGGCCCCUACCAAGGACGAUGAUCAGAUCGACGAUGCCGGCGAAGAUUCCGACGUCCUCUCCGACAUUGACGAAGGUGUCUUUGAGGAAGAAUACAAUCCCGAUACGGCGCGUGUGGAAGAGCGCGACUACGAAGACAUUGCCAAAAGCCUAAAGGCAUCAAAGCGGAAGCGUGGGGAGGGUGAAGCACCACCGAAGCGCAAAACACAGCUCAAGAAGCGCCGUACCGUCGAAGCCGCCGCCGACGACCUUGGUGAUGCCGCUGGCGGUUCAGACGAUGAGAACGGUUCUAGGAGACAACGCAAGUCCCGAAUGGCUGGCGAUUCCAGACGGGCCAAGGCAAAAGAAAAGAGCCCUGAGCCUGAGAUUGAUGAGUCUACCUUGACUCCCGAGGAGAGGCGCAAGCGGGCGCUGCUCAAGGCCAUGGAUGCUGCCGCCAAAGGCCGCAGCAGCAGGCGGCGCAAGAAGGACGAGGUUGACCUUGAGGAAAUGGCCGAUGAGGAGAUAGCAGCCCUCAAAAUUAGCAUGGAGAAUGCCUGCGUGGCUGACAACAAGGCGCGCGAGGAAGGCAAGCCGGCCAUUGAGAAACUGAAACUUCUACCCAAGGUAGUGGCCAUGAUGAACCGUAACGCCAUCCAACACGCCAUUCUUGACCCCGAGACAAACUUUUUGCAGUCACUCCGCUUCUUCCUCGAGCCGCUCAACGAUGGAUCCCUCCCAGCUUACAACAUUCAACGCGAAAUCUUCACUGCUCUUCUGCGACUUCCGGUGGAGAAGGAAGCGCUUCUGAGCAGUGGCAUCGGCAAGGUUGUGCUUUUUUACACCAAGAGCAAGCGUCCCGAGCCCGGCGUGAAGAGAAUGGCCGAGAAGCUCAUAGGAGAGUGGAGCAGACCUAUUCUCAAACGUACCGAUGAUUUCCGCAAGAGGCAUAUUGAGACUCGUGAAUUUGAUUACGCUGCCGCGAAGCAAGCCCAAGAAACAGCUUCCUACGGCAGCUCACAGGCGGCAACGCUGCCCUCGCGCCCUGCCGGCCGCUCCAUCUUCGAGGAGGAAAUCCAAAAGAAGCUGGCGCCCAAGAAUCCGUACCGGACUGCCGGCACAGGUCUGCAAAAGACUUAUACUGUCGCUCCCCAAAGUACCUACAAUGCUCCUGGCGGCGGUGAUUACCGUCCAAUGGGAUCAGGCGGCCUAGAUGCAUUCAGGAGGAUGACUCAAAAGGGAAAGAAGAAGUGAAUAUUGUUGUGGGGAAACAAUGACUUUUGGUUCACAUGUUGUUCAUUGCAAUGCAGGGGGAUCGAUCAUGCGAGGAAUCCUUCUUUUCAAGCUCAUGCCAGGUACCACACACGGCCUGCAUGACGACUAUUUUUGGGAACCGGAAAUGUCUAGCCAACGCUGACAUCUACACUUAAAUACCGUAUCCCAUGAGCGACAAAUACAUUUUUAUAGAAAUCAUGACACCUCAGGUUACCAUAGGUCCAGCUCAGCCAUAGCUGCCUCUUCGUCAUCAAAACUACUCGUUUUGUCCUUCGUUUUGUGUGACGGCGCUGGCUUUUGUUUCAGCACACCU
This is a messenger RNA of Pyricularia oryzae 70-15, 1853 nucleotides long. Its product is annotated as transcription factor IWS1. Gene Ontology annotation, biological process: poly(A)+ mRNA export from nucleus. Gene Ontology annotation, cellular component: nucleus. The record is from RefSeq and is a predicted model, not a curated record. Lineage: Eukaryota; Fungi; Ascomycota; Sordariomycetes; Magnaporthales; Pyriculariaceae. The coding region runs from base 251 to 1519 and encodes 422 amino acids. The transcript is spliced from 3 exons.